Messenger RNA from Leopardus geoffroyi (Geoffroy's cat), 1247 nucleotides. RefSeq lists its product as uncharacterized. The record is from RefSeq and is a predicted model, not a curated record. The transcript has 5 exons. NCBI's taxonomy places the organism in Eukaryota, Metazoa, Chordata, Mammalia, Carnivora, Felidae. The coding region runs from base 471 to 1100 and encodes 209 amino acids.
GCAGGAGCCCACCCUGGCAGGAACAGAGUACAGCAGAGGAGCCUGGAACAGCCUCAGAGAUGGCUCUGGCUCUGAAGCUGGUGGCAGAGGGGUCUAAAUAAGGCUGAGGCCUGCAGGCUCCAAGUCUCUUCUGGUAGCAAGGCCUGGUGACAGAUGGUGCAGAGGCCAGGGCAUGCAUGUCUUCUAGGGAGGGCACGGUGCUGGGGUGGGUCCAGCCACUAAGGGACAAGGUCAGACCUGGAGUCCAUCAAGCAUCAUUGUGUCCCAAGCACUAGGCACAAAGCCAUAGGUUAAACUAGGGAAAGAGGAGAUGGUGUGGAUUAGAUAGAGAGCAAAUAGAUGAUAUAGGAGCCACCUUCUAUGAGGUCACAAUCAACCUAGACACACGCAUACGCACAAAUACACAAUUGGAAAGCAACAGCCAGGGAAUAGGGUGGCUAGAGAGAGUCCCACCACCCUUCUCCAUCCCUAUGUCCUCAUGCUCCACUUCUCAACAGUUCAAGGAAAGUAACUCAGCCAUGACACCUCCAAGCCAUCUAGGACAUUCCCUAUACAUCCGCCCACAGGAGCAACCACAUGAGUCAAGGAAGUCACAUGUUGGCCAUGUACCAAGACCAACCAAGCAUUUUCAACGUGCCCGCUCCCACUGGCACCAGGCACCACACAGGCCUGGGGAUACAAAGGUCCAUCGGCCCCCAGCUCCUCUUCCAGCACCUUCAGCCUGUCUCCUACAGCCUCAGCCAUGCCUGCAAAGACCCCAGCAACUUCAUCCCGUGUGGAAUGGGGCCACUGUAAGACCAAGGACUUACAUGCGCAAGGGCUGGAAGGUCUGGAAAGAACUAUGCACCAGGAAACCAAGGUGGAAAAAGCUUGGGAAGAUUCUGGGACCUUCUGGCUUCAGGAAAAAUCAUGCUUUACAGAUAAGGAGACCAGUCCUAAUAGAAAUCAGCUGCUCCGAUAACAUCCUUGCCUCCUCCUUAGGGACCUUCCAAGCCCUUAGGCAGAAAAGCAUCUGCACUCUCAGAAGACUUCAGGGGAUGACACCAAGCUCCCAGUGUUCUCUCUCCUUGAAGGUCUGCCUUAGAGCCUCAGUGGUUUAGCCCAAGACAGGACUCUUGUGAAAGGAGCAGAAUGAAGUGUGCCUCGGCGUGGAGACAGUCCAAAAGGAAGUUGUGCUGGUAGAAGAGAAAGAGCACGUGCCUGGAAUGUGUGUGGGGCAGGGUGUGUAUUAAAUACUAAUAUCAAGA